AAAACCAUAAGACUUGUCUAUCUGUCAAAAUCGUUGCCAUGGUUACCAAACCACAAACAGUGUUGUAUAAUGUAAAAUGGCUAUUAAUAAUUGUUUAAGGGAAAUAGUAUUGAAUUUACCUGAGAAUAUUAUACGGUCUAAUGGCAGAAUUUCAUUUUUUUGGCCAGAUUACAAGUGCUAGUAAUUUUAGUGAAACCCAUUCUUUGUUUUGUCGUUAUUCGUUACAAGCCGGGCCAAACUGGACUCUUGUAUCUGGAUUUUCCGAGGGGCAAACUGCUUGCGGGAAAGCCGAUUACAAAAAACGUGUAAUUUGGGCCCAACAUAUUGAUUUACAUUAUGUAAGCAGAGGAAUGCAAGGUUGGCCUAAGUUAAUUGUGCAAGUGAGUUGUCUUGAUGAAAUAGGACGUUCCUGGGUAGUUGGUUAUGGUUCUUCUAGUAUCCCAGCUGUUCCUGGAUUCCAUAGUAUAGAAAUUCCAUGUUGGGUUCCUGCUGCUACUACUAUCACUGAUAAGUUGAGACAGGAUUUUAUUGGGGGCUCUAAUCAGUUGACAGACACAGAUAUUAUUUACUUAGGAAGUGAUAGGUCUAAACUGAAUACUCAGUCAAAAGGAACUGUAAACUUAGAUAUUUAUGUACUUUUAAGAAAUUUUGCAAAAUUUGGUGUUGAAUAUAAAUGA
Danaus plexippus (monarch butterfly) is the source of this 677-nucleotide messenger RNA. It is a transcript of the gene B9d2, whose product is annotated as B9 domain-containing protein 2. The transcript is spliced from 4 exons. NCBI's taxonomy places the organism in Eukaryota, Metazoa, Arthropoda, Insecta, Lepidoptera, Nymphalidae. Gene Ontology annotation, biological process: cilium assembly. The record is from RefSeq and is a predicted model, not a curated record. The coding region runs from base 141 to 677 and encodes 178 amino acids. Gene Ontology annotation, cellular component: MKS complex.